Glycine soja is the source of this 1460-nucleotide messenger RNA. RefSeq lists its product as uncharacterized. Lineage: Eukaryota; Viridiplantae; Streptophyta; Magnoliopsida; Fabales; Fabaceae. The coding region runs from base 149 to 1186 and encodes 345 amino acids. Gene Ontology annotation, cellular component: endoplasmic reticulum; membrane. Gene Ontology annotation, biological process: membrane organization; endoplasmic reticulum tubular network organization. The record is from RefSeq and is a predicted model, not a curated record. The transcript has 9 exons.
UUUGUCUUUAAUGAACCCCUAUGUAAACGACACUUGAUGGUUUUUGCGUUUAACCUAAGAAAAUCGCCCAAGACGACACAAAGUAUCCAAAGGAAGUUCCCACUAACCAGAGGAACGAGUGUUGAAGCAGAGUAGCAGAAGAGGGUUAAUGGGAGAAGAUCCACAGAAGCUGAAGCGACUAGCGGCGGAUUCCUACGACUACGACAACGACUCUCGAUGGCCUGGUUACUGGAACAAUGUUCUCAUUCCUCCCCACAUGGCUUCUCGCGACGACGUCGUUUCACACUUCAAGCGCAAGUUCUACCAGCGCUACGUUGAUCCUGACCUUGUGGUGGAGCCAAUGUCUGUUGGUGGCAGUUCAUCCCAACCGACACGUUCAUCAACUACGUCAUCGUCAUCAUCGCCCCCAACAAAUAAUCAACCUCGUGCAAGAAGUUCUGGAUCAACUAAUAGAACUUCAGGGACAUCCACAACUGCUGGUCCAGGUCCUAGUCCAACACCUUUGCGUUGGGAUCGGCAGACAGUUCUAUUUUCUGUCUAUGCUUGGGUGUUUGUUGUGGCUUUCCUUGCAGCCAUUCCGCUGGUACCAAAGCAUCUUUCUCAUAGGGCUUAUCGCCUUUGUUUCCUGGGCACUCUUUGCUCUUCUUUGUACUCAUUGUACUCGCAAUAUGGGAAGCCAAGAGCAUGGAAUUUGCAGGCCUUGCAAGUUUACUUUCAGUCAAUAGUUGCUUCAAAGGAUUUUAUAUACUUCAUCUACUGCCUUACAUUUGUUACAUCUCAUCUUUGCCUUAAAUUUGCUUUGAUCCCCAUCUUGUGUUGGUCUUUUGAACAUGUUGCCAAGUUCCUUAGACGUAAUUUCAGUCGCUCUACCUUGUACAGGAAGUACUUGGAAGAGCCUUGUGUUUGGGUGGAGUCAAACAAUUCUACCCUCAAUAUACUGACAUCGCAUGCCGAGAUUGGACUUGGAUUCUUGCUGAUCAUCUCAUUGUUCUCGUGGCAGCGGAACAUAAUACAAACAUUCAUGUACUGGCAGCUUUUGAAGCUCAUGUAUCAUGUUCCUGUUACUGCCCCUUACCAUCAGAGUGUUUGGGCGCAAAUUGGGAGGACGGUUAAUCCACUCAUCCAACGCCAUGCGCCAUUCUUAAAGACUCCUAUAUCUACAAUUCAAAGAUGGUGGCUAAGGUAGAAGCUGGGCUAAAAUGUUUCAAUAUGAACACCAAGUAAACAAUUUUUGUUCCUUUAUCAUAAAAUACAGAUUGAUUUCACAUCAUGUGGCCAGUUGCUCAUAUUACGAAGAACUGACGGUAGAUUUGGGGUUGAAUAAUGUUAUAACACAAUGAAUCUUAGUUUGAUUGAGUAGUGUGUUUAUUUUAUUUCCACUUAAGCAUUCAUUAUUCGUACUGAUCCAUGCUUAAACAUGUAGUUGGUAAUUUGAUUAUUUACGAGAAUUUGUUAUUUUA